This is a messenger RNA of Lasiodiplodia theobromae, 3357 nucleotides long. Its product is annotated as Snf2 family helicase. Lineage: Eukaryota; Fungi; Ascomycota; Dothideomycetes; Botryosphaeriales; Botryosphaeriaceae. Gene Ontology annotation, biological process: nucleosome organization; regulation of transcription by RNA polymerase II. Gene Ontology annotation, molecular function: nucleosome binding; ATP-dependent chromatin remodeler activity; ATP binding. The transcript has 4 exons. The record is from RefSeq and is a predicted model, not a curated record. Gene Ontology annotation, cellular component: nucleus; chromatin. Bases 1 to 3357 code for a protein of 1118 amino acids.
AUGGCGCCUUCGCGCAAUCGCAUCUCUGAGGUCGCCUCGACCGACGUGUCCAUGGUGGACGCUCCCGACGCGACUGACGACUACACUCCCGACCCUCAGGACACUCCCGACUACACAGAUUCGGACUCGAACCUGAACACCGCCACCCCUAGCGAAGCAGGCGAUGCAGCACCCUCGGACGGUCGCAGGCGUCGCUCGGAGGCUUUGCAGCUCCGUAAGAGCGUGCUUGGCAAAAAACACGACCGUCUAGGCGAGUCCAAGGAAGAUGACUCUAUUCGCCGAUUCCGCUACCUGCUCGGUCUCACGGACCUGUUCCGCCACUUCAUCGAUUCAAGCCCCAACCCCCGCAUCAAGGAGAUCAUGGCCGAAAUUGACCGCCAAAACGAAGAGGAAGCCCACAAGGCAUCUAAGGGACACGCGCGUAAGGGCGGCGCUGGCGGUGACCGUCGCAGGAGAACUGAGAAGGAGGAGGAUGCGGAGCUGCUUCGCGAGGAGAAACACGGUGGUUCCAGUGACUUGACCGUCUUCCGCGAAUCACCUCCGUACAUCCAGGGUCUGAUGAGGGAUUACCAAAUCGCUGGUCUAAAUUGGCUCAUCUCACUGCACGAGAACGGUAUUUCCGGCAUUCUGGCCGAUGAGAUGGGUCUUGGAAAGACGCUGCAGACCAUUUCUUUCAUUGGCUAUCUCCGCUUCGUCCGCGGCAUCACCGGACCCCACCUCGUCGCCGUACCCAAGUCCACCCUCGAUAACUGGAAGAGAGAGUUCGAGAAGUGGAUCCCUGAGGUCAAUGUUCUCGUCUUGCAGGGCCAGAAGGACGAGCGUCAGCAGCUCAUCAAUGAGCGCCUCGUGGACGAGGGCUUCGACGUCUGUAUCACCAGUUACGAGAUGAUUCUGAGGGAGAAGUCGCACCUGAAGAAGUUCGCCUGGGAGUACAUCAUCAUCGACGAGGCUCACCGCAUCAAGAACGAGGAGUCUUCCCUCGCUCAGAUUAUCCGUGUCUUCAACUCCCGCAACAGGUUACUGAUUACUGGAACCCCGCUACAGAACAACUUGCACGAACUCUGGGCUCUUCUCAACUUUUUGAUGCCUGAUAUUUUCGGCGACUCCGAAGCUUUCGACCAGUGGUUCUCGGGUUCUCAGGAAGAUCAGGAUACCGUUGUACAGCAGCUUCACAAGGUUCUGCGUCCCUUCUUGCUCCGUCGUGUCAAGAGUGAUGUAGAGAAGAGUUUGCUACCCAAGAAGGAGAUCAACUUGUACAUUGGCAUGUCAGAAAUGCAAGUCCAGUGGUACAAGAAGAUUUUGGAAAAGGAUAUCGAUGCUGUCAACGGUGCUGGCGGCAAGAAAGAGUCCAAGACUCGCUUGUUGAACAUUGUUAUGCAGCUGAGAAAGUGCUGUAACCACCCGUACCUGUUCGAUGGAGCGGAGCCCGGUCCUCCCUACACUACCGACGAGCACCUGGUCAACAACGCGGCGAAGAUGGUCAUGCUCGAUAAACUGCUGAAGCGCAUGCAGGCACAGGGCAGCCGUGUCCUGAUUUUUUCGCAGAUGAGCCGUCUGCUGGACAUCCUGGAGGAUUAUUCCGUCAUGAGAGGUUACCAGUACUGCCGCAUUGACGGUUCGACUGCCCACGAGGAUCGUAUCGCCGCCAUUGACGAAUACAACAAGCCUGGUUCGGAGAAGUUCUUGUUCCUGCUCACCACUCGCGCCGGUGGUCUCGGUAUCAACCUUACGACUGCGGAUAUCGUCGUCCUCUUUGACAGCGACUGGAACCCUCAGGCCGAUCUCCAAGCCAUGGACCGUGCCCACCGUAUCGGACAGACCAAGCAGGUCGUGGUAUUCAGGUUUGUCACGGAGAACGCCAUCGAGGAGAAGGUUCUUGAGCGCGCUGCGCAGAAGCUCCGUUUGGACCAACUCGUUAUUCAGCAGGGUCGUGCUCAGCAACCCACUAAGAACGCCCAGUCGAAGGAAGAGCUGCUGAACAUGAUUCAACACGGUGCUGAAAAGGUUUUCCAGAGCACCAGCGGCACUGGCGUUUUUGGUGAGGGUACGACUGACGACGACAUUGACGCUAUCCUGAAGCGUGGUGAGGAGCGCACCGCAAUGCUGAACGCGAAAUAUGAGAAGCUCGGUAUCGAUGACCUGCAGAACUUCACCAGCGACUCUGCGUAUGAGUGGAAUGGCGAAAACUUCGUCAACAAGAGAAAGGAAAUUGGCAUCAACUGGAUCAACCCCUCGAAGCGUGAGAGAAAGGAGCAAUCCUACUCGAUGGACAAGUACUACCGCCAGGCCUUGAUGACAGGCGGCCGGACGGCAGACACGAAGCCGAAGAUUCCCAGGGCGCCCAAGCAAAUUCAGAUCCAUGACUACCAAUUCUUCAACCCUCGUCUGCAGGAGCUUCAGGACAAGGAGACUGCAUGGUACCGCAAGGAAAACAACAUCAAAGCUCCCGUUCCGGAGGGCGAAGAAGCUGAUCUAGAGGCUCGUCUGGCAGAGCAGGAGUUGGAUCAGAAGGAGAUCGAUGACGCGGAGCCGCUGACAGAGGAGGAGAAGGAGGAGAAGGAUCGUCUGGCAGCGGAGGGUUUCGCCGACUGGAACAGACGCGACUUCCAGCAGUUCAUCAACGGAUCUGCCAAGUAUGGUCGGAAGAACUACGCCUUGAUUGAAGACGAAGUGGACGGUAAGACUGCGGCUGAGAUCGAGGCCUAUGCGAAGGUCUUCUGGAAGAAGUACAAGGAGAUUGCCAAUUGGGAGAAGUACAUCACUUCGAUCGAGGAAGGUGAAGAGCGUCUCAAGAAGAUCGAGCGCCAGCGUCAGCUUCUCCGUAAGAAGUUGAGCAUGUACCGCGCGCCUCUCCAGCAGCUCAAGCUCAACUACUCCGUCUCGACCACCAACAAGAAGGUUUACACCGAGGAAGAGGAUCGUUUCCUACUUGUUAUGCUGGACAAGUAUGGCGUUGACUCCGAAGGCAUUUACGACCGCAUUCGUGAUGAGAUCCGCGAAUCUCCGCUGUUCCGCUUCGACUGGUUCUUCCUCAGUCGUACUCCUGUCGAGAUCAGCCGUCGUUGCAACACUCUUCUGACGACUGUAGUCAGGGAGUUUGACGGUGAUGGUGCAAAGGCCACAAACGGCACUGGCAAGGGUGGCAAGAGGGGUGCGGAGGAUGAGGACGACGAGGAGAGUGAGGAUGAUACUCCGGCCAAGAAGAAGGCAAAGAACGGUGUCAAGAAUAAGGCGCUGGACAGUGUCCGCGGUGGCAGCAAGUCAGCUUCUGCAUCUGCCUCUCGUGCUAGCAGUGUUGUAUCAAACGGCUCUGCUACCACGUCAAAGGGCAGCAAGUCGAAGGGCAAGAAGAAAUGA